CACCUCUCUCGCUGUUCUGUUUCUAGUGCAAUUCUUUAUUCUUGGAUUGACAACUACCGACAACAUCCAACAGCACCAUGACCUGACAAGAGGCGCCAGCGGUAAAUGGGACAAGUGGCAAGAGGUACCAGACCUCCAGCUGAAAAGAACAGCAAUUCAACAAGUGCCUGGGGCUGACCAGUGGCUUGGAGAGCACCUGGAGACUGCAGGAAACACCAGCUCAAAUCCUGACAGCCCAGACAAAAGGAGCUUUCCAAAAGGACCCGAGCAAAGAGCAAGGCGGGGGGCAGAUCAAAAGGGCACUGUUGCCCCAGUAGAGGCAACAGCCGCGUCUCCCCCACAAGGCAACCCCGUGGAAUCGACCCAUUUCCAACUAAGUUCCAGCAUCCCUUCGCUCAAAGAUGAGCGGGAGCAGGUGUCAGGGGGAGAAGCGACGUCUGGAGUUCGAGGUGAGGAAGUGAACGGGUUGGAAACAACAGCGAAGAGACUCCAGCUGCAGAACAGCCUGUACCCUGUCACUGACAGCACCUACAGCGCGUACGCCGUCAUGUUUCUGUCCUUGAUUUUGUUCACGGUCGGCAUCAUUGCAAACCUAGCCGUGAUGUGCAUUGUCUGUCACAAUUAUUACAUGAAGACCGCCUGGAAUAACAUUCUCGCUGGCAUGGCUUGUUGGGACUUUUUUGUCAUCUUCUUCUGUCUGCCGAUGGUCAUCUUCAAUGAGAUCACUAAGAAAAGGCUGCUCGGGGACAUUGGCUGUAAGGUGGUGCCCUACUUGGAGGUUUCUUCUCUUGGAGUCACUACCUUUAGCCUAUGUGCAUUAAGCAUCGACAAGUUUCGUUCUGCAACAAGUACACAGUCACAAAUUAGGCUGAUAGAAAAUUGUCUAUCUAUUGUGGCCAAGAUGGCAGUCAUCUGGAUAGGAUCUAUGUUGCUAGCUCUCCCUGAAGUCCUUCUCUGGCAACUGAAUCAAAAGACUUCCAUUGUGUCUGGGGUUAUCACUGACUAUUGCAUCAUCAAAACAUCUUUGAAUCUCCCCGAGCAUAUCUAUGAACUUGCACUGACCUAUGAGAAUUCCAGGAUGUGGUGGUACUUUGGUUGCUACUUCUGCUUGCCCAUCAUUUUCACAGUGACUUGCCAGUUGGUGUUGAGACGAGUAAGAAACACAGAGAAGAAAUCCAACCUCAAAAUUAUUUCUCAGCAUGCUCAGCAUGAAAAUCAAAAGAACAAUACCUUGAUUGGUCUGACUAUCCUCUAUGGCUUCUGCAUUAUCCCGGAAAAUGUUUCCAACAUCGUGGUGACCUACACCUUUCCUGAAAUCUCCAAGGAGACCGUUGACUUGCUCAACAUUAUUAAUCAGUUCUUCCUGUUUUUCAAGUCCUCUGUAACCCCAGUGUUGCUUCUAUGCCUCUGUAAACCUUUGGGCAGAGCCUUCAUGGAUUGCUGUUGCUGCUGUUGUGAUGAAUGCGUUCCAGAGACUUCAGAAAUUGAUGUUCAUGACAGCAAGCUGAAGACAGAAAUGGCAACUAUUUUCUGUGAUAAUUCCAAGGAAACACCAACAAUGAUGACCCUAGGUACUCAAUGUUAGUUACAAUCCUUCACAUUCAACCUGCUUCCUGAAGGCUCAAUGGUGAAGCAUGCCCAUUUUCAAAAACACAGUUAAUUUUUUGACUUAGUGGUGCUCUGUUUACUGCCCAAAAUGACCUAGUGAAUAAGGUGAAAUUUAGU
Messenger RNA from Hemiscyllium ocellatum (epaulette shark), 1725 nucleotides. RefSeq names its product G protein-coupled receptor 37 like 1b (gene gpr37l1b). The record is from RefSeq and is a predicted model, not a curated record. Gene Ontology annotation, biological process: adenylate cyclase-inhibiting G protein-coupled receptor signaling pathway; positive regulation of MAPK cascade. The coding region runs from base 548 to 1585 and encodes 345 amino acids. Gene Ontology annotation, molecular function: G protein-coupled peptide receptor activity. Gene Ontology annotation, cellular component: signaling receptor complex; plasma membrane. The transcript has 2 exons. Lineage: Eukaryota; Metazoa; Chordata; Chondrichthyes; Orectolobiformes; Hemiscylliidae.